Molecule: messenger RNA, 2930 nt
Organism: Parathielavia appendiculata
Lineage: Eukaryota; Fungi; Ascomycota; Sordariomycetes; Sordariales; Chaetomiaceae
Product: DNA repair helicase rad25
Exons: 1
Coding region: 215-2800 (861 amino acids)
Biological process (GO): transcription initiation at RNA polymerase II promoter; nucleotide-excision repair
Cellular component (GO): transcription factor TFIIH holo complex; nucleotide-excision repair factor 3 complex; transcription preinitiation complex
Molecular function (GO): hydrolase activity; DNA binding; ATP binding
Source: RefSeq, a predicted model, not a curated record
UGUAACUUCAACGGCCACCUCCCUCCUCGUUUCACCUCCCAUUCACCUCCCAUUCACCUCCCAUUCACCUCCCAUUCACCUCCGCCUGUCGUCACUACGCGAGGCCGCCAUCUUCAGUCGUGCCGAUUGCGAGUAUAUCGGUUUAAGGGUUGUUCUCGACUUGAACAAGCAGAUUGAAGAGCUCGCGGGUUUCCGGGUUCGCGGCGUAGCGACCAUGCCUCCAAAGCGAAAGGCGCCAGGCGGGCAGGCAAAUGCAGCCAAGGCAGGGCGUGUCUCGGCCAUGUCGACGCCAGGCCCGGCGACGCCCCGUAGCCUCGACAGCUCAGUCAUGUCGGAAGCCGACGAGGAUUUCGACGAAGACGUGUCUGAGGCCCAGAGGGAACGCGAGGCGAUGCUGUCCAAGGAGGCCGAUGAGUUUGUGAAUAAGUUCACUAUCGGCUCCAGGCGCAUGCAGGGUCAGACGGACGACAAGGAGGUUAGGCGCUUCGAUUCGGCCACGCCCUUCUUCAGGAAGCGGGACUUCUCCCACCUUCCGCUCAAGCCCGAUCACCAAAACCGCCCGCUGUGGAUAGACCCAUACGAAUGCACAGUCGUUCUCGAGCGCUUUCAUCCGCUGGCCGAGCAGGCGACCGACUUUCUCAUCACCAUCGCUGAGCCAAAGUCGCGUCCCACGUUUUUGCACGAGUAUGCCCUGACGCCGCACAGCCUAUAUGCCGCAGUGUCGGUGGGGCUGCGGCCGAAGGACAUCAUCAACACGCUAGAGCGCUUCCUCAAGACUGCGCUGCCUGACAUGGUGCGCACCAAGAUUGAGGAAUAUACGAGGAGUUUCGGCAAGGUGAAGUUAGUGCUCAAGCACAACAAAUAUUACGUAGAAACCAUGGACGCCCAAGUGCUGCAGACCCUCCUUAAGGACGAGGAGAUCGGCAAGCUACGCGUCCACGGGUCCGACAAGGUCACCACCAGUCAUGCCCCGACCCUCGGCGGUCUUGUCAUCCCGGGGACGCAGAACGCAGCCGGCGUCCACCAGGCCAAUCUGAAGCAGGCCGGAAUGAAGCCCGGUGAAGCAGCCGAUGCCUCCAACGAGGCCGACCUCUUUACCGCUUUAAAUGAGGAAGAUGAUGACGACGAUAAAGAGGCAGUCCAUGCCUUUGAGAUAUCGGAUGCUGACGUCGAGGCGGUCCAAAAGCGCUGUCUCGACAUUGGCUAUCCCAUACUGGAAGAGUAUGAUUUUAGGAAUGACGACGUAAACCCGAAUCUCGAGAUUGACCUUCGUCCCAACACCCAGAUCCGCCCGUACCAGGAGAAAAGCCUUAGCAAGAUGUUCGGUAACGGCCGCGCCAAGAGUGGCAUCAUUGUCCUGCCCUGCGGCGCGGGCAAAACGCUCGUCGGUAUCACGGCCGCAUGCACCAUCAAGAAGGGGGUCAUCGUCUUGUGUACCAGCUCCAUGUCGGUUGUGCAAUGGCGUCAGGAAUUCCUCAAGUGGUCCAACAUCAAUCCCGACGACAUCGCCAUCUUCACGGCCGAGAGCAAGAACAAGUUCUCCGGCAGUACCGGUAUUAUCGUUACCACGUACUCCAUGGUCACCAACAGCCGCGAGCGCUCCCACGACUCCAAGAAGAUGAUGGACUUUCUGCGAGGGCGUGAAUGGGGUCUGAUGCUCCUCGACGAGGUGCACGUCGUCCCGGCCGAUAUGUUCAGGCGGGUCAUUUCCUCCAUCAAGUCGCACUCCAAGCUCGGGCUCACGGCCACGCUUCUGAGAGAAGACGACAAGAUCAACCAUCUCAAUUUCCUCAUCGGGCCCAAACUGUACGAGGCCAAUUGGAUGGAGCUCUCCCAGCAAGGGCACAUCGCCAAAGUCCAGUGCGCUGAGGUCUGGUGCCCCAUGCCGACCGAGUUUUACGACGAGUACCUGCGGGCCAACUCACGCAUGAAGCGGACCCUCUACGCCAUGAACCCGCGCAAGUUCCAGGCCUGCCAGUACCUCAUCAACUACCACGAAGCCCGCGGGGACAAGAUCAUCGUCUUCUCGGAUGAGCUCUAUUCGCUCAAGCAAUACGCCCUCAAACUCAAAAAGGUCUUCAUCUACGGCGGCACCUCCCAGGCCGAACGGAUGCAAGUCCUCGAGAACUUCCAACACAACCCCGAGGUCAACACCCUAUUCCUCUCCAAGAUCGGCGACACGUCGCUCGAUUUACCGGAAGCGACCUGCCUCAUCCAGAUCUCGUCCCACUUCGGCUCCCGCCGCCAGGAAGCCCAGCGCCUGGGCCGCAUCCUCCGCGCCAAGCGCCGCAACGACGAAGGUUUCAACGCCUUCUUCUACUCGUUGGUGUCAAAGGACACGCAGGAGAUGUACUACUCGUCCAAGCGCCAGGCUUUUCUGGUGGACCAGGGCUACGCCUUCAAGGUCAUCACGCAGCUCGCCAACCUCGAGAAGACGCCCGACCUGGCGUUCGGCACCCCCCAGGAGUGCCGCGAGCUGCUGCAGCGCACGCUGGUGGAUAACGAGCGCGGCGCCGAGGACGAUGUCGAGACGGAUGACCUGUUUGGUAAGGUAUCCCGCCGAGCGGGCGGGAAUGGCGGUGGUGGAAGGAAGGGUAACGGGGUGAGGCGCACGGCGGGUAUGCUGAGCGAGCUGGCUGGCGGGCAGGAUAUGGCCUAUAUCGAGCAGAACAAGGCUGCCAAUAAGGCGCUCAAGGCCGCUGCGGGCCGGAAGAAGGGCGGUGCAGGGCCUGGGGAGCAGAGCAAGUUCUUCAAGGGCAUACAGAGGGAGAAGGAGAAGAGCAGGGCGCGUGCUGGCUAGCGGCAAUAGGCGCUGCUGCCUUUAUUUACUCUUUUUUCUCCCUUUACCGGGGUUUUAUAGAUUCGCCAGGCGCCCUGAUCACGAGCAAUGACGUGAAGCGAGCUCGACAAUUGGGUAUAGAAAUUGAACC